This is a messenger RNA of Mugil cephalus (flathead mullet), 1306 nucleotides long. It is a transcript of the gene ube2v1, whose product is annotated as ubiquitin-conjugating enzyme E2 variant 1. The record is from RefSeq and is a predicted model, not a curated record. The transcript is spliced from 4 exons. NCBI's taxonomy places the organism in Eukaryota, Metazoa, Chordata, Actinopteri, Mugiliformes, Mugilidae. Gene Ontology annotation, cellular component: nucleus. Gene Ontology annotation, biological process: DNA damage tolerance; protein K63-linked ubiquitination. The coding region runs from base 131 to 574 and encodes 147 amino acids.
UGAGCGGCAGCAGUCUAACGGUUAUGGUUAUGGUCAUAGACAUGUCUAUGUCUAUGAUUAUGGUUACGACCGGCAUUUGCGAGCGAGAGCGAACGUCGUACGUGCGCGCUUCCGGUAUUACUGGUCAAAGAUGGCGGCCGCCGCCGGAUCAGGUGUCGUAGUUCCGCGCAGCUUUCGGCUGCUGGAGGAACUGGAGGAAGGUCAGAAGGGAGGUGGAGACGGUACAGUGAGCUGGGGCCUCGCUGAUGAUGACGACAUGAUGCUAACUCACUGGAAUGGCAUGAUCAUCGGCCCCGCCAAGACUGUCUAUGAAGGCAGGAUAUACAGUCUGAAAAUAGACUGUGGACCUAGAUACCCAGAGCACCCCCCUCAUGUCCGUUUUGUGAACAAAAUCAACUUAAGCGGUGUGAACAGUUCAACUGGUGUGGUGGACAUAAAGGCAGUGACAUCACUCUCACGGUGGAAGAACUCCUAUAACAUCCGAAUAGUGCUGCAGGAGCUCAGACAGCACAUGAUGAUGAAAGAGAACAACAAGCUCUCCCAGCCACCUGAAGGCCAAGUGUACAACACCUGAGGCCCCUGCUGCUGUCUCUCACUGUCACACACAUACACUCAUGUAAGCAUACACACACAAUGUCUUACACACCGACUCUUGCCACUCUCAAACUACAUAACUAUCAUGUUAUCUUUGUACCAUCCCAUCAUAAAGAAUACUGUAUAUCUUACUAAUGUUAUUUUUUAUUAUCAUUUCAUUUUGUUCUAUAUUCACACUGUAAAAUAACACUUGACCUGAUUUAGGGCACCAAAUUAUAUUUGUGUGUGUGUUUCAUUAACUGAAACUCUACUGAAAACUGAACUGAAAAAACUACUCCAUUUCAGCAACCCUGAAUUAAAUAAUACUGCUGUUUGGGAUGACUCAAAGAGUUCAGUGUAAUAUUGCUGUAUGUAUCCUCGCUAAGAAAAAAUGUUCUCCUUUGUUUGGGCUCCCAGUCUGCAUUGAUCUCACAUUCCCCACUUUCCACAAAAACCCGAUGAUGUGAAUUUGGGGGGAAGAUACAGGUCCUUUUUCUUUCGUUGUUGGGAACAUAGUGUGCUUGGCCUACAUUUUUGGAUUCUUUCGUGUCUGGGCUGAUAUGUAUACUCCAUUGAGUUGUCAUUUCUCUCAUACAGUGAAUCCCCACUGAAUGAAAUGGAUGACUUUGGAUGUUUAUUUUAUAGUUGAAUCUAAGUUGAAGAGUUGAAUCUAAACAGGGUGAUGGUGACCUGUUGCAUGGUUUUAUUUGAAUUAAACAUUAUUACUUUUGCA